This is a messenger RNA of Penicillium oxalicum, 213 nucleotides long. RefSeq lists its product as uncharacterized. NCBI's taxonomy places the organism in Eukaryota, Fungi, Ascomycota, Eurotiomycetes, Eurotiales, Aspergillaceae. The record is from RefSeq and is a predicted model, not a curated record. Bases 1 to 213 code for a protein of 70 amino acids. The transcript has a single exon.
AUGACCACGACCCAGAUCACUCCACUACGAUCUGUGCCGAGUGCUGGACAUGACAAAGAUAUUACUCGCCGGCCUCGACGCGCUCAGAUGAGCCGCCUCUUCUCCAGCCCCGAUCAUGAAAGAGAGAAACAAAGAGAGAAACAGAAAAUCAAGGUUCAGAUCAAAGACGAAUACCAGUUCCAGUUCCCCGCCGUUGACGGUCGGAGGAUUUGA